UCUCUCCUCCUCCUGCACCCCCGGCCCUCUCUGACUCUCGCGAGAGCCCUACAGGCUAUAAAGGCAGCGCCCCGCGCACGUCUCACGCGUCUUCUUCCUGCCUUGUCUUCGGCGCUUUUGUUCGUAGAGCGGCCAAUAGCAAGAUGUCUUCAGGAAAUGCCAAAAUUGGGCAUCCUGCCCCCAACUUCAAAGCCACAGCUGUUAUGCCAGAUGGCCAGUUCAAAGACCUCAGCCUAUCUGACUACAAAGGAAAAUAUGUUGUGUUCUUCUUUUACCCUCUUGACUUCACCUUUGUGUGUCCCACGGAGAUCAUUGCCUUCAGUGACAGGGCAGAAGAAUUUAAGAAACUCAACUGUCAAGUGAUUGGUGCUUCUGUGGAUUCUCAUUUCUGUCACCUGGCAUGGAUCAACACACCCAAGAAACAAGGAGGACUGGGACCUAUGAACAUUCCGUUGGUAUCGGACCCCAAGCGUACCAUUGCUCAGGACUAUGGAGUCUUAAAGGCUGAUGAAGGCAUCUCGUUCAGGGGCCUCUUUAUCAUUGAUGAUAAAGGCAUCCUUAGGCAGAUCACUGUAAAUGACCUACCUGUUGGCCGCUCUGUGGAUGAGACUCUGCGACUGGUUCAGGCCUUCCAGUUUACCGACAAGCAUGGGGAAGUGUGCCCAGCUGGCUGGAAGCCUGGCAGUGAUACCAUCAAGCCUGAUGUCCAGAAGAGCAAAGAGUAUUUCUCUAAGCAGAAGUGAGCGCCGCGCCGUUUUAGGGCUGGGCUGUAGUGGGUGGCCAUGAAA
Messenger RNA from Mustela erminea (ermine), 788 nucleotides. It is a transcript of the gene PRDX1, whose product is annotated as peroxiredoxin 1. Gene Ontology annotation, cellular component: cytosol. The coding region runs from base 144 to 743 and encodes 199 amino acids. NCBI's taxonomy places the organism in Eukaryota, Metazoa, Chordata, Mammalia, Carnivora, Mustelidae. Gene Ontology annotation, molecular function: thioredoxin peroxidase activity. Gene Ontology annotation, biological process: removal of superoxide radicals; cell redox homeostasis; response to oxidative stress. The record is from RefSeq and is a predicted model, not a curated record. The transcript is spliced from 6 exons.